GGAAGCCAACGGAGAUGACAGGAAAGCGCCACGCACCGGGAAGUAACUCUAGCACGGAGAGCUCGAGUAGUCACCCUUUACGGAAACCUAGGAAGUUCCAGAAACAGAUGUAUAGUGCUUCAGAAGCCACUCAUUCUCGGACAGACAUGUCGAUGGAAGCAAGCCCGGCCCACGUGGACACACCUUUUCCGCGAAGCGGGAAACCAUUGGCCUCCAUUAGACAAGGGAAGAGGCAAGGUGGUAACGGUUCGAAAAUGAAUAGCAAACAGUAUGAGACCGUGAGACUGAAUGUACAUGGACGGAGGAAAGAAUUUUACCCGCCAACAGUUUUCGAUUCAGACGACGAUGGUGCAAAACCCGACAAAGUUUUAAAACUAGACUGGGUCUAUGGUUACAGAGGUAAAGACGCCCGCUGCAACCUCUUUGUCAUCUCCGCGUCUGGCGAACUGCUGUACUUCGUUGGAGCCGUGGCUGUCCUUUAUGACAGACGAAAGGAGAUACAGCGUCAUUACUGUGGACAUAAUGAGGACAUAACCAGUAUGGCUUUACAUCCUGGAAAAAGGCUGGUUGCUUCUGGGCAACUUUCUGGCAAAACAUCAGAUUCGGCCUCUCACGUGCGAAUCUGGGACACGAUAUCACUGAGUACCUACUCUAUUAUCGGUCUGGGCGUGUUCCAGGCUGGUAUCAGUUCUGUGUCGUUUUCUGUUCAGAGCCAAGGAGAUUUUGUUCUGGUAGUGGAUGAUGGGGAGAAGCACACACUCAGUGUCUGGGAUUGGCAGAACUCCAAGCUGGCAGCAAAGACCACGCUGGCGUACAACGUCAAAUUUUCGAUAUAUGGAACGACAACCGACAUGGUAGUAUGGGGCAGAUUCCAUAACCUGGACGAUAGCAUUUUGGUGACGUACGGCAAACGUCACAUCUACUUUUGGCGUCUGGUGUGGACGUCACGACAAGAGGGGGAGGGGAGAAUCAUCCGUGACAAGGAGAGUGGCAUAUUCAGGGAUGAUAUUCCAAAAUUUGUGACGUCAUUGGCAUUUUCCCCUCUCGGAGACGUAGUUGUGGGUGAUUCUAAUGGAAACAUCACUGUGUGGAGUCGAGACGAAACGGAUGCUUUCAGAAUCAACCACGCAUGCUCAGACCACACCAAGAACGCCCAUAAGAAAAGCGUUUUCUCAUUGUGUUUUCUGGAAGACGGAACUCUCCUGUCCGGUGGAGGUAGCGAAAUUAAAACCUGGGACUCAGAGAAUUAUUAUCGGAUGAUAAAAGAACGAGCGUUACCAGAUAGCGCCGGUUAUAUACGGACGCUGGUGCCGGUAUCGGAGAGCGACGCCGACGGUGCGCUGUACAUCGGCACCACCAAGAACUUCGUACUGGAAGGUUCGCUACAGCACAAAUUCAAGUUUGUUAUUCAGGGGCACAGUGACAAGCUUUGGGCAUUGGCUGUCCACCCCAAGGAACCCUGUUUCUUCACGGCUGGGUUUGACAUGCAGGUGUGUAGAUGGUCUACCAUCAUGCACACGGUAGCAUGGAGGAUUCAGGUAGAGAAACCUUGUGUAUCCAUGACAAUCGACCCAAGUGGAAAUCUUCUCGUCGUUGGGACAACGGAUGGGAAAUUGAUUGUGAUGAGUGCCGGAAAUGGGUCUAACAUCUCUGCGACACAAGUCAGCUUGGAUAAGAUCACUGUCGUCAGAUUUUCUCCCAACGGCCAGACGGUAUCCGCGGGCUGCCAAGAUGGCACCGUCUGUCUGUAUGAAGUGAUGGAUGACGGCUUUUACCUGAGGAAGAUUGGCAAUCUGCAGGGACACAAGAAUGCCGUGACUCAAAUGGACUGGUCCAGUGAUAACAAGUUUCUACAGACAGUUUCUGCUGAUUACGACCUCUUCUUCUGGGAAGUGGAAGACCUUAAUCACGUGACUUCUGUCAGGGCGAUGCGUGACGUGGAUUGGUCCACACAAACAUGCGUGUUGUCCUAUAACAUCAUAGGCCCCUGGACGAACCUGAAGGCGGGUGAGGACAUCCGCUGUGUGAGUCGAUCGGGCUUUAGGGAGUACCUGGCUGUGGGGACAAACAGUGGGUCAGUGAAGCUGUACAAGUACCCUAGCUCUUGUCAGAAGGCACAGUGUUACUCGAAGAAGUCAUUCUCCUCACAAGUGACGAGUGUCCAGUUCGCUAUGGAAGACAGGUACAUCAUCUCAGCUGGCGGUACAGAGGCCGUCUUGAUGCAGUGGGCUUUGAAACCACUUCUCUCGUGAGACAGCACGAGAUCUCUCAUCAUACAGAAGGAACUGCUGUUAGCUUGCCCGCCAUUUCUGUGAUAAACAUGGCCGAUUCAGUUGAACUGAGUGUGGAGCCGUCUUAGCUUAAUGCAGUUAAGAUCCACACUGUGAGCAGACUGCUGCUUAUUUCUGUGAUAGGCCUACUUCCCGUUUUUCUGCAUAUGCUGGUCAAGCGAUUAAAGUGGAAGAUUACCCUCAAAAUAUGUAAGGCCAUUGAAAACUACAUGUGUAUCCUAUAAUAAAGCUAUUUAUUGUUUACAGAUGAAAUUUAAAUUAAAAUUAAAUGGUCGAUACCGUUGAAAGCCAGAGAUGUAAACUUAGUUUUUAUACUUUUAUUUUCAUCUUUGGGUGAAAGUCUUGUGACGUUUACAGAUGUGAUGACUACUUAUCCACAUAUCUCAGACAUUACAUUUAGUAUUUUGGAAUUAAUCUGACGUUUUGUGAUAUCUAAAUUGGUUAAUAAAUUUCAAAUUUUA
Liolophura sinensis is the source of this 2752-nucleotide messenger RNA. Its product is annotated as 77 kDa echinoderm microtubule-associated protein-like. NCBI's taxonomy places the organism in Eukaryota, Metazoa, Mollusca, Polyplacophora, Chitonida, Chitonidae. Gene Ontology annotation, cellular component: mitotic spindle. Bases 15 to 2252 code for a protein of 745 amino acids. Gene Ontology annotation, molecular function: microtubule binding. Gene Ontology annotation, biological process: microtubule cytoskeleton organization. The record is from RefSeq and is a predicted model, not a curated record. The transcript is spliced from 19 exons.